This is a messenger RNA of Paraglomus brasilianum, 3792 nucleotides long. Lineage: Eukaryota; Fungi; Glomeromycota; Glomeromycetes; Paraglomerales; Paraglomeraceae. The record is from the annotation of a GenBank genome assembly.
AUGACGAAAGACGAACCGCCGCAAACAAAAUUACAACUUGACUCAAAAUCCGAAAAGUUGGAAAAUUCUCUAUCAAGCAAUAUCGAAGUAAAUGUUGAUGAUCUGCCUGCAAUAGCUCUUGAUCCAGAUGUAAUUCGCGCAAUAGAAGAACAAACAUAUGUCAAGUCUGGCAGGAUAUCGUACGCUCAACUAUAUUCUUAUGCCAAACCCUUCGAUUGGCUGCUUAUGUCUGUUGGAAUAACAUUUGCUGUAAUUUCCGGAGCAACUAUGCCUCUUAGCACAAUAUUAUUCGGUAAAAUGGUAGACGUUUUCACCUAUUAUCAAGAAGGAAUUACCACCGAGCACGCUUUCCAAACCAAAAUAAACCUGUAUGCUCUCCUCUUUUUAUGUCUGGGACUUUUGUCUUUCGCUACAACAUAUUUGUUUAUGUCAACAUGGACUUAUACCGGAGAAAGAAUCACACGUGAAAUACGUGAGCAUUACUUACAGGCUAUAUUGCGACAAAAUAUCGCUUACUUUGACAAACUUGGGGCAGGAGAAGUAACUACGCGUAUUACUUCCGAUACACAUUUGAUACAAGAUGGCAUUAGCGAGAAAGUACCGUCGUCGACAUCUUAUGCGUCACAAUUUAUAUCGGGCUUUAUAAUUGCAUUUACACGAAGUUGGAAGUUGACCCUUGUAAUUGCAUGUGUAAUACCUCUCAUAGUAACGUCAGCUUCGACCAUGAACAAGUUCAGCGCUCUAUUUGUGAGGAAAAGUCUAGGCUUCUACUCGCGAGCCGGAAACAUAGCAGAGGAGGCGAUAUCAACCAUUCGCACUGUCGUAGCCUUUGGUUCGCAAAAGAAGGUAUCCAAACUAUACGACUCGUAUCUUGAAGACGCAAAGCGUCAGGGAAUUAAAAAAGCACUUGUUACGGGGAGUGCGUUUGGUGCAAUAUUCUUUUUCAUAUACUGUGCCUAUUCGUUAGCAUUCUGGUAUGGAUCUCGACUGCUGCUGGAAGGCCAGCUGACACCUGGAACCAUCGUGAACGUAUUCUUUGCUGUGAUUAUUGGAUCAUUUGCAUUAGGACAUAUUGCUCCUGACCUACAAGCUUUCUCGUUUGCUAUUGGCGCCGGAUCAAAAAUAUUUGAGACUAUCAAUCGCAUUCCCCCAAUCGACUCUAUGAGCGAGGAUGGACUAAAGCUGGAAAAAAUCAAUGGCAAAAUUCAAGUAAAGAACGUAUCCUUUAUAUAUCCAGCAAGACCGAACUUGCAGGUACUUGAUAAUGUGUCACUCGACAUUGAACCCGGGACUACUGUUGCGUUGGUUGGUGCGUCGGGUUCGGGAAAAAGUACCAUUGUGUCUCUAGUACUUCGAUUUUAUGAUCCUGUUAAAGGACAAGUGUUAUUAGAUGGUCAUGAUAUAAAAUCAUUCAACCUCAAAUGGCUUCGUAGGCAAAUGGCACUAGUAAGCCAAGAACCUGUCUUAUUCAAUACCACAAUCUAUGGAAACGUAUCCCAUGGUCUGAUUGGAUCUCAAUUUGAAAAUAGUUCGGAGGAGAAGAAACAUGAACUAAUUGAGAAUGCUUGCAAGAUAGCGAAUGCACACGAUUUUAUCAUGAAAUUGCCAAAUCAAUACGAAACAAUAGUUGGCGAACGAGGUUUUUUGUUGUCUGGAGGACAGAAGCAGCGUAUAGCCAUUGCCCGUGCCAUCGUAAAGAAUCCCCAAAUAUUAUUAUUGGAUGAAGCUACCAGUGCAUUGGAUACACACAGCGAGGCCAUCGUACAGGAUGCUAUCGAUAAAGCGUCCAAGGAUCGUACAACAAUAGUAAUAGCCCAUCGAUUAUCAACAAUCAGAAACGCCACCAAAAUUGUAGUUAUGAGCGAAGGUGGCGUAGUAGAAGUGGGCUCACAUGACGAGCUGAUGGCCAAGAAUGCGGCAUAUGCUCGACUAGUGGAAGCACAAAAAGUAGAAAAUGAUAGAACCGAACCAACUUCUUUGGAGGACAUGGACAAACAGAUAGACAUUGUCCCCGAAGAGGAUGUAAAUAUAGGUCGAAUAGUACCAAAUAGAGCAACAUCAGUAUCAUCGGAAGUACUCAAGAAACAAAAAGAAGACAUUGAAGCAAACACCAAAAAGGUCGAUCAAUACUCGACAUGGGAAUUGCUCGUCAAAGUCGGACGCAUGAAUCGCUCAGAGCUUCCACUCAUCCUUUUAGGUCUAUUCUCAUCAAUGGUAUCUGGUAUCGUACAUCCGAUAUUUGCCAUAAUAUUCGCUAAUAUACUUGCCACGUUUUCCAAGACUGGCGACGAUCUUCGCUCAGGCGCCAACUUUUGGGCCCUGAUGUUUCUUAUCAUUGCGUUCGCCAUCCUUUUGUCUUAUUUCACCCAGAACGCUGCGUUCGGCUUUUCGGGAGAACGACUUAUAGUGAGAACAAGAUCCAUGUCAUUUGCGGCAAUAUUACGACAAGACAUUGAAUUCUUCGACGACGAGAAGAACAACGUUGGUGCUUUAACAAGUGCUCUAUCUCUGGACGCUACUCAAGUGAACGGAUUGGCUGGAGUGACAAUGGGUACCUUACUCCAAGUAUUAACUACCAUUCUUGGUGGAUUAAUCGUUGGGUUUGUGGUUGGUUGGAAAUUGACUCUUGUGUGCUUGUGCUGCAUUCCUCUUCUUAUUGGAUCCGGUGCUUUGAGGAUGAAAAUGCUUAACGGUUUCCAAGCAAAGACUAAACAGGCUUACGAAGAUUCUGCGCAGGUUGCAUGCGAAGGAGCUGCUAAUAUACGUACUGUUGCCUCACUCACCCGUGAGGAGGAUCUCGCAAAGUUAUAUUGUAGUCAUCUGGAUGAACCAAUGCGUCAAGGUGUCAAAAACGCAUUCAUCGCGUCGAGUGUAUUUGCUUUUGCUCAUUGUGUCACUUUUAUGACCAAUGCUUUAGCAUUCUGGUAUGGUAGUCACUUGUUUAAGACGGGAGAAUACGACUUGAAGAAAAUGUUUACUGUAUUCAUAGCAAUUAUCUUUGGGUCCAUGUCUGCUGGGCGUGCAUUUGCGUUUGCACCCGAUAUAGCCAAGGCCAAGUCCUCGGCUGCCUCGAUCAUUGCUCUGCUUGAGCGUGUUCCAAAAAUCGAUAUUUGGUCAAAGGAAGGAAGGAAGUUGGAGAAAAUUGAAGGACAAGUUGAAUUUACUAAUGUACAUUUCCGAUAUCCAACGAGACCCCAUGUCCCCGUAUUAAGAGGAUUGAACAUUAAAGUGAAACCGGGUCAAUUUGCUGCUUUAGUUGGUGCCUCUGGUUGUGGAAAGAGUACGACCGUUGGCCUGACCGAAAGAUACUAUAACAUUACUAGUGGGAAGAUUGAAAUAGAUGGCGUUGAUAUUACGACGGUUAAUGUAAAUGAUUUGCGUGAACAUAUCGCAUUAGUAAGUCAAGAGCCUUCACUAUAUGACAUGACGAUAAAGGAGAACAUAUUAUUUGGAGCGAAACCAGGGCAAUCACCAACUCAUGAAGAUAUUGAAAGAGCAUGUCGUCAAGCCAAUAUUCAUGACUUUAUCACCGGCCUCCCUGAUGGCUACAAUACUCGAGUGGGAAGCAAAGGUACACAGCUUUCAGGCGGGCAAAAGCAGCGUAUUGCUAUCGCCCGUGCGUUAAUAAGAAAUCCAAAAAUACUACUACUUGAUGAAGCAACAUCGGCACUCGAUUCAAAGUCUGAACAAGUAGUACAGAAGGCUCUUGAUGUCGCCGCUAAAGGAAGGACAACCAUUGCUAUUGCUCAUAGACUAUCUAGAGUUAAUAGCGAAGAAAGGUUUAUAUGCUGA